GUGAGUAAGCUGCGGAUGCAGAAGACCAACCAGACCCAGGUGCACCUGGAGGACAGCCGCGUGCGCAUCAACUGCUCCGUGGCGUCCCAGACCAGCUCCGACUCCCAGCAUGCCGUGCUGUGGUACGUGUGGCGGGCGGCGGGCGACGGGCCCCACGAGCUCCUCCUCCGCAUCGAGCGCUCCGGCGCCUUCGAGUACGGCGCCUACGCCGAGGAGGAGCGUCUGCGGCGCCGCGUGCAGGCCGAGCGGCUGUCGCCCCGCCUCUACGCGCUCACGCUGAACCGCGCCGAGACGGGCGACUCCGGCACCUACUACUGCCUGGUGGAGGAGUGGCUGAGCGACCCCGACGGCGCCUGGUACCGGCUGGCCCGCGACGCCUCGGGCUUCACCCAGGUCUCCGUCCGACAGCCAGAGGUACGGCUGCAGGUGGAGGAGGCGGAGUCCAACAUCACGGUGGCGCAGGCCGGCUCCAUCCGGCUGGGUUGCAGCAUCCCCUCCCAGUCGUCCCGGGACUCCCGCUUCUCCGUGUCCUGGUACAUGGAGCGCUCCUUCGCCUACGGCGCCGAGGAAGACGAGGAGGAGGACGAGGAGGAGGACGGCGGCGGCGGCGAGCUGGACGUGGGCGAGGCGGCGGAGGCGGGCGGUGCCCGGGGCGAGCGGCAGUGCGUGUUCUCCAUCGGCCACGACGCCGUCUUCGGCAACGGGAACUGCAGCCCGGCGGAGGACGACGGCGGGCCCGACUCGCGGCUGCAGUUCUCGCGCGCCUCGCUGGAGCAGUACGGCCUGACCAUCCAGCGGGCGCUGCCGUCCGACGCCGGCCGCUACGUGUGCCACGUGGAGGAGUGGCUGCUGAACCCGCGCAACGCCUGGUACCGCCUGGCCACCAACCAGUCGGGCUUCACCGUGGUCAACGUCAUCGAGCAGGAGUCCAACCUGCAGUCGGUGGUCUGCGCCAACGACUCCCUCUUCUACUUCGUCUUCUUCUACCCCUUCCCCGUGUUCGGCGUGCUGCUCGUCGCCCUGCUGUUUGUGCGCUACCGGAGCCGCGGCCACGGCAAGAGCCAGGAGGGCAAGAACGGCGCCCCCUUGCUGUGGAUCAAGGAGCCGCACCUCAGCUACUCCCCCACCUGCCUGGACCCCCCCGCCCUCAGCCUGCACCCCGGCUCAGUGGACUAG
Messenger RNA from Gadus chalcogrammus (walleye pollock), 1176 nucleotides. RefSeq names its product immunoglobulin superfamily member 3-like. The transcript has 3 exons. Bases 16 to 1176 code for a protein of 386 amino acids. NCBI's taxonomy places the organism in Eukaryota, Metazoa, Chordata, Actinopteri, Gadiformes, Gadidae. The record is from RefSeq and is a predicted model, not a curated record.